Molecule: messenger RNA, 237 nt
Organism: Arabis nemorensis
Lineage: Eukaryota; Viridiplantae; Streptophyta; Magnoliopsida; Brassicales; Brassicaceae
Source: the annotation of a GenBank genome assembly
AUGAAGGGAGUGGUGAGAGAGGCAACAAGCAACAAAAACGAGCUACAGUUCUGGCGAAUUCUAACUAGAAAAGGUUCCGGCAACACUAUCCAAGACCAGCGUAUCGGACCAGAUCUACAUCAAACGCCUAAAGAUCUCGAAGAACUAGUGACCGAGAUGAAACAAAUAGACAAAGGGGUUUCCUCUCACGGUGGUGGUGAGAAAAACCGGCCACGGGAGAGGGAGAUCGGAACGUAA